AUGGAGCUUCCCGCGGAGCAAAUGGUCGUGGAAGAAAAGGCCGAAGCUCCUAAGAAGCGGAGAAGCGUCGCGGAUUUCGCUACACAAGUAGUCAAGGACACCAAAGGGACUUUGAAGCGUAUGCGCCGGCCCAAGUCAACUGCGACUAUUGCGACAUCGCCACCGCCCGUUGAGGAAUCAUCGUCGGACAAGCCAGAAGAAAAACCGUCCGAGCCUCAGCCACGAACUCCUUGGAUCGACCCUUCGGACAUGAAAGGACCCGUGGAAGAUGAAGAGGACAAGACCCUUCAUAUGGGAAGACCGCCAGGAGCAGCACCGCGCAGCAACCUCGCCGCUUUCUUCUGGUCAAGGCUAGAACUCGCUUAUAGCUUGUUUCGCGAGAGGCGUCUCGAUGAAUGUCGCGAUCUGAUUCUAAGCAAUCUGGAGAAAGCACAUGUCCCUCUCGCGUGCCGGUGUCAGUUACUACAACAGCUGGCCGUCAUCGAGCCUUACGACCACGGGAUGGAAUGCCUGGAGGAGGCGGACGAGCUAUGUCGUCAGAUGCGAAGGAUCGUUCCUGACAGUGAACAGAUUGACAAAAUGGAAAACAGAACCUCGCUGUUUCGUGGACUAUUGGAGGAGCGACACAAGGCCAUUGGAGAAGACGAAGAGAUGGCAGAGGAUGAUGACAGCUCCAGUGAGGAAGAAGAAGAGACGGCCAUGGAGGAUGACAACGCCAUCGAUAGAUUCCUAGAGAUGAUCAUGGACGAGGACAAUGACAUCCAGGCUAAGGAAGAGCCGGAGGAGAGUCAAAGCGUGCAGCAAGUCUGA
Lasiodiplodia theobromae is the source of this 810-nucleotide messenger RNA. RefSeq lists its product as uncharacterized. The record is from RefSeq and is a predicted model, not a curated record. The coding region runs from base 1 to 810 and encodes 269 amino acids. The transcript has 2 exons. Lineage: Eukaryota; Fungi; Ascomycota; Dothideomycetes; Botryosphaeriales; Botryosphaeriaceae.